Molecule: messenger RNA, 1242 nt
Organism: Sungouiella intermedia
Lineage: Eukaryota; Fungi; Ascomycota; Pichiomycetes; Serinales; Metschnikowiaceae
Source: the annotation of a GenBank genome assembly
AUGUUGUUGAACUCUCUUGUGUUGGCAAUCCUCGCCAGAUUUGUGGCUGCUGCCUCUUCCUCUUCAAACUCUUGUUCUCUUUCCACCACUCUCUCUGCUGCCUCGGCUGUGCUGAACUUGAACUCGUGCCCAACUUUGGAAGGUAAGAUCGAGAUCACCGGUGACCAAGUGGCUAACUUGGACUUGAGUUCCGUGGAGGUUGUUGAGGCCGACUUGUCCAUUUUCAACUCGUCGUCCAUCCAGGCCAUCAACUUUUCCGGCUUGGAAAAUGUCACUGGUUCUUUGGACUUCACUGCUUUGACUCAGUUGAACAACAUCGAUUUCUCCAAGUUGACCUCUGCUGAGGAGUUGUCGUUUGUGUCGUUGCCAUCUUUGGCCCAACUCAACUUGAACUCGGGCUUGGCCAACGUCUCCUCGCUCACCUUGUCUGACACUGCCUUGUCGUCCAUUGACUCCCUCUUGAACUUCAAGACCAUUGGAGUGUUGAACGUCAACAACAACAAGAACAUCUCGUCCAUUGACUUGUCCACCUUGAAGACCGUCACCGAGGGCUUGACCUUGUCAUUCAACAACGACAAUGCCACCAUCAAGUUGGAGAACUUGGUUUGGGCUGCCAACUUGACCAUCCAGGACGUUGGUGAGGUUUCCAUCUCGUCUUUGGAGGCUGUCAACGGCUCCUUCAUCUUGGGAUACAACGGUUUCGACUCCGUCGAGUUUGACUCGUUGAACACCGUGGGCUCUUCUUUCCAGGUCUUCGCCAACGACAACUUGGAGUCGUUAUCUUUGGCCAACUUGACUGAGAUUGAUGGUGAGUUCCGUGUUUUCAACAACUCUUUGUUGCAGGACAUUUCGCUUGACAACUUGGCCACCAUCAAGGGUGCAUUGGCCAUGUCUGGAGACUUUGGUAACUUCACCUUGCCAAAGUUGAAGGAGGUUGACGGUGACUUCUCCGUUUCUUCCACCUCUGAGGACUUCUCUUGUGAGGCUUUCAACGACUUGCACGAUGACAAGAAGAUCAAGGGUCACAACUACAACUGCUCUUCGCCAUCUUCGUCUGUCGUUUCUUCUGGCUCUGCCACUUCUUCUGGCUCGUCCAAGAGUACCGGAUCUGGAUCCGACUCCUCCUCCACGAGCUCUUCCUCGUCGUCUUCCUCAUCCUCCAAGACUGGAGGUGCCGGUUACUUGACUCCAGGCAUGUUGAUCUCCACUGUCAUUGGUGCAGCCUUUGCUUUGAUCAUGUAA